Messenger RNA from Closterium sp. Naga37s-1, 1467 nucleotides. The record is from the annotation of a GenBank genome assembly. NCBI's taxonomy places the organism in Eukaryota, Viridiplantae, Streptophyta, Zygnematophyceae, Desmidiales, Closteriaceae.
AUGCAGACAGCACGAGACGCUUUGCAGCAGCAGCAGGGAAGUGGCGGCGCUAGUGGCGAUGGUGGUUCUGGUGGGGCUCGUGGAGGAAAGAAGAAGAGGUGGGGGAGGAGGAGGGGGGAUGGACAGGGAGCAGCAGAGGGCGAUAUAGGUGCAGGGGUAGAGGUUGGUACAGAGGGCAUGGCGGGGGUGGGUGCAGCGAUAGCAGUGGAAGGUGGUGCAAAUGCAGCAAGGCACGUUGCUGCUGGUGAUGCAUGCAUUAGUGCUCUCAGUCUCAGAGGGACAUCGGCGGAGGGUAUGGCAGGAAUGGUAGUGGAGGGGUGCGGUGUAGAGGCAGUGGAGGGUGGCAUGGGGACAGCAGCACAGGUUGCUGCAGAGGCAGACGUAGGUGCUUCUAGAGGAAGAGUGUCAGAGGGUGGUGCAGAGAAGACGAGGGGAGAGAAGGUGGGGGGGGAGCAGGUGGAAGGUGCUGCCGCCGCCAUCACCCAGUGGCACCCACCAGACCACAGCGAGGGGAGUGGGCUCGCGUGCUGGGUCUUAUUUGAGAAGGACCUAGCAGAGGAGGCUGUAGAAAAGGAGGCUGUAGCAAAGGAGGCUGUAGCAAAGGAGGCUGUAGCAAAGGAGGCUGUAGCAAACGAGGCUGUAGCAAAGGAGGCUGUAGCAAAGGAGGCUGUAGCAAACGAGGCUGUAGCAAAGGAGGCUGUAGCAAAGGAGGCUGUAGCAAAGGAGGCUGUAGCAAAGGAGGCUGUAGCAAAGGAGGCUGUAGCAAAGGAGGCUGUAGCAAAGGAGGCUGUAGCAAAGGAGGCUAUAACAAAGGAGGCUGUAGCAAAGGAGGCUGUAGCAAAGGAGGCUGUAGCAAAGGGGGCUGUAGCAAAGGAGGCUGUAGCAGCGGGGUAUGAGAAGUACUGGCAGCAGCGGUACGGUCUGUUUCCACGGUUUGAUGAGGGCGUCCGAUUGGAUGCUGACGCGUGGCCCCUUGUCACUCCUGAGGCCAUCGCCGCCCACCACGCUGCCAUGUGCGCUGCUGCCAUGGAUUAUGAUGAUGAUGCCACGUGUGCAGGGGGUGAUGCUGCCACGUCAGCAAGAAACGCUGAUGAUACCACUUGUGCAAUUAAUGGGGCCGCCACUUGUGCAGAAGAUGGUGCUGCCAUGUGUGCUGGCCACCCCAACGGGGGAUGGAUUUUCUGCCCCCACGUGCUGGCCAUAGACACAAGCCUGCCUCGCCUGGCCAUGCUGCAACACAACCUGUCUCUUUGCUGGCCCCACGUGCUGGCCAUUGGCACAAGCCUGCCUCGCCUGCCCGCCCAUGCUGCACCACAACCUUGCUCCUCACUCCCCACCUGCCAACCCACCCCCGCACCUCUCAGCUGCCCCCACGUGCUGGCCAUUGGCACAAGCCUGCCCCACCUGCCCAUGCUGCACCACAACCUGUCGCUUUAUGGCGCUUGUGCUCACGCUCCAUCUCUCUAG